Perognathus longimembris pacificus (Pacific pocket mouse) is the source of this 408-nucleotide messenger RNA. It is a transcript of the gene Cimip1, whose product is annotated as chromosome 6 C20orf85 homolog. The record is from RefSeq and is a predicted model, not a curated record. NCBI's taxonomy places the organism in Eukaryota, Metazoa, Chordata, Mammalia, Rodentia, Heteromyidae.
AUGGCGCAGAAGCCGAUCAGCACCGCGGCGGCGGAGCGCAUGAAUCUGGUGGCCCAGGACGAGAUCUGGUGAGAUUACCGCCUGCGGGCCGAGUCGGAAGCGCGCCAGAACUGGAGCCAGAAGUGGGGGUUCUUAACCACGCCCUUGGAGGAGCUGAUCAGGGGAGAGGAGUUCCCCGCCCCGAAGCCAAUCCAGCUUCCCGAGAGCUUCCAGAUCCGGCCCGUGACUCCCGUGGACAAGUACAUCAAGGUGCUGCCUUCGCCUCGUCCCAAAACCACCCAGGGCUUCAUCGGCUGGCGCUCGGGGGUCCCGGACCUGAACCGGAACCUGGACUACGACCGCGAGGUCCGCAGCUGCAAGGGCGCCUACGCCCGCGAGCUGUGCUGGCCCGAUCAGGGCUUGAACUGA